ACUAAGGCCAACAUGGCGGCGCCCACAAAGUUGUUAGAGUGUUGUUAUGGCAGCACGCGAGAUUGAUGAUGUUUUGACCGAAGAAGCGGUUUCGAAGUUAAAGUUAACCAAAUCGGAGCGCAAAGCUCGUCGAAAAGUAGCGAGAUGUGCCCGGAUAAUCCGCGAAAGCAUCGGCGUCGACGUAUGCGACCAUCCCACGAGGUUUUUGGUGCUCAACAACUGCGGAAUGGUUUGUGGCGGGAGCUAUGAGGCCAUCUACAGCGAUCUUCACUGCUACGGCAGCAUACAAGACAUUCUACUAAUUCCCGGUCAGCCAUUUGCCGUAGUAGUAUUUGAGAACAUGGACUCAAGUGCUGCUGCGGCCAAUUAUCUGAGCAACAACGUCCCAUCAUUUUCCAAAGACCCCGUGUUUCCUUCAUUCAUCGAACGAGCGCCAAGCAUCAGCGCGAACACGUGCAGCAACCUUUUUGAUGACAGUAACCUGCCGCAAGGAUUGAAGCUUAUCAAAGAUGCCAUCAACGAGCAUGAAGAGACUGUCCUGGCACAACUGAUAAUGUGGGGUGACCCAGAAGAGUCGAAAGCUCUUCGUCAGCGGGAAGUGCGCCAUUUUGGGUACGCCUUCGACUACAGCCUUCAGGGUGUGCAGAAAGACGCGCCACUGUCCGAAAGUGUUCCCGACGAAUGUGUGCCGUUCCUGGAACGGCUUGUUGCUGCCGGUCACUUGAACCGACUACCCGACCAGCUGACCGUGACACGCUACCUCCCCGGACAAGGAAUCCCUCCCCACGUCGACAGCCACGAAUCCUUUGACGACGACAUUGUGCUUCUCAGCCUAGGCUCCCCAGUUGUGAUGAACUUCCGGCACCCCGAUGGCCGUCAAGUCGCUCGGGUGCUGCCUCCUCGCAGUGUGCUGAUUCUGUCUGCCGACAGCCGCUACGUGUGGUCUCAUGGGAUUGCAUCACGCAAGUUCGACGUUGUUCCAAGAUCCAACGGCUCAAACAACGGUAUAACCCUUUCUCAGCGCGGCAUCCGGAUUUCGUACACGUUCAGGCACAUACGAAAAGGAAGCUGCAGAUGUGGUAACGCCUUGCUUUGCGACUCUCAUCGUUUUGGGAACCAGGACAAUGCAAGCGCCCUGAGACUAGAAACGGAGCACGUCUACAAGGUAUAUGAAAAUAUAGCAGAGCAGUUCAGCGACACCAGAUACAAGCAGUGGCCCAUGGUUGCAGAGUUCCUGGAUUCUUUGGAACAGGGUUCGCUCUUGCUCGAUGCUGGCUGCGGCAACGGAAAGUACCUCACACAUCAUGGCAAGCUCAUAAAGCUUGGUUUCGACCGCAGCCAACGGUUUUGCGACAUUUGUCAGCACCGAGGACUGGAAGUUCUUCAAGCUGACACGUUGCAGAUGCCAUUUAGAAAGGACGUCUUUGAUGCCUGCAUCAGCAUAGCAGUGCUACAUCAUUUGUCUACCGUAGAGCGUCGACAGGCAGCAGUGCACGAAAUCCUGAGAGUUCUACGGCACAACGGACGUGCCCUCGUCUACGUCUGGGCCUUGGAGCAGAACAGCCCCGGCGGCGACGAAAAAGAUGCGCCAUCGAAAUACCUCAACCCUAACAAAGCAGCUGCGGUGGACUGCAGUGGACCUGUGGAGUCUCUGGAGAGUGCACCACUACCUGUGCACUGCAACCGGACUCAGUUUCAGGCCCGUGACAUGCUGGUGCCCUGGCAUUCCAAGAGUACACAGGAGACCCAUUACAGGUACUACCACUUGUUCCAGCAGGGAGAACUUCGAGAAUUGCUUGAAAGCGUGGCCCCAGGCUGCAUCGAGACCGAAUAUCAUGAUCAGGGUAACUGGUGCGCAGUGAUCGUCAAGAAGGGAUCGGCUGGAGAUGAAGCCAGCAUUGCCAGGUGACACUUGGAAACAGCAAAGUGUACCAAUAAAGAGAGAGAUUUGUACAA
Rhipicephalus sanguineus (brown dog tick) is the source of this 1956-nucleotide messenger RNA. Its product is annotated as alkylated DNA repair protein alkB homolog 8. Gene Ontology annotation, molecular function: S-adenosylmethionine-dependent methyltransferase activity; tRNA binding. Gene Ontology annotation, cellular component: nucleus; cytoplasm. NCBI's taxonomy places the organism in Eukaryota, Metazoa, Arthropoda, Arachnida, Ixodida, Ixodidae. The transcript is spliced from 12 exons. The record is from RefSeq and is a predicted model, not a curated record. Gene Ontology annotation, biological process: tRNA wobble uridine modification. The coding region runs from base 47 to 1909 and encodes 620 amino acids.